AUGUCUGACGACGAUGACUUCAUGCAAGAUUCUGAUCAGGAACAAUACGAUUUUGAAUAUGAGGAUGAGGACGAAGAGGAAGAUGGCGGAGACGUCGAUAUCGAAAACAAAUACUACAAUGCCAAGCAAAUGAAGGUCGACUACCCGGAAGAAGCAAUCGAUGAAUUCUUAGGCGUUCCAACGUUGGAGCCAGAGAAGGGAGACUGGGGCUUCAAAGGACUGAAGCAGGCCAUAAAGCUUGAAUUCAAGCUCCGUCGGUAUCAACAGGCCAUUGAGCAUUAUCGAGAAUUGCUCACAUACGUCAAAUCUGCUGUUACUCGCAACGACUCCGAAAAGUCUAUCAAUAACAUGCUCGAUUUCAUCGAAAAGGCGUCCGAAGAUGAGGGAGCUUACCAGUGCAUGGAGGAAUUCUAUUCACAAACGCUAGCCUCCUUUCAAAGCACAAAUAACGAGCGGCUCUGGCUGAAGACAAAUAUUAAGCUGGCGAGGCUUUGGUUAGAUCGCAAAGACUACGUACAGUUGUCGAAGAAAUUGCGCGAGUUGCACAAGGCCUGUCAAAGAGAUGAUGGAACAGAUGAUCCAAGCAAGGGAACAUACUCUCUUGAGGUCUAUGCCUUGGAAAUCCAAAUGUAUGCGGAAACUAAGAAUAAUAAACGACUCAAGGCUCUUUAUCAGCGCGCUCUCAAGGUGCGAUCGGCCGUUCCGCACCCGAAGAUUAUGGGGAUUAUCCGCGAAUGUGGUGGGAAGAUGCAUAUGAGUGAAGAGAAUUGGAAGGAAGCGCAGAGCGAUUUUUUCGAUUCCUUCCGAAACUACGACGAAGCUGGGUCAUUACAAAGAAUUCAAGUGCUCAAGUACCUGGUCUUGACUACCAUGUUGGUCAAAUCCGACAUCAACCCCUUCGAUUCGCAGGAGACGAAACCCUACAAAAAUGAUCCGCGGAUCGCCGCUAUGACCGAUCUUGUCGACGCGUAUCAGCGAGACGACAUUCACCGAUACGAAUCGAUCCUUCAACACAACCAGGAUGUUUUGAAUGAUCCAUUUAUUGCUGAGAAUAUCGACGAAGUCACGCGGAACAUGAGAACCAAGGCCGUGCUCAAAUUGAUCGCCCCGUAUACCCGGUUCACCCUUGCUUUUGUGGCCAAGCAGUUGAGGAUAUCGGUUCCAGAAGUACAGGACAUCAUCGGGUUUCUAAUCGUGGACAAGAAGCUCCAGGCCAAAGUCAAUCAAGAGAAUGGGACUGUUGAGGUGGAGGUCAAUAGCGAUCUCGGUCGCACCCAAGCUAUGCGCGAAUGGAGCUCGGCCAUUGGUUCGCUUUUGAACACCAUUCUGAAUGAGGGCGAAGGUUUCCACUCAGAGGAGUCGCCGUUUGCUGGCGUCGGCCACUCAUCUGGCAUUGGGGAAGCUGCGGGAUCACUGCACGCAUCCAAAUUCACGGGCGGUCCAGGCAGGCCGAAGGGCGGCUUCAAGGCUCGGGGCCUCAUGGCGGCGAGGCCGCCGGCGCCCGGUGUUAAAUGA
Messenger RNA from Xylona heveae TC161, 1515 nucleotides. Its product is annotated as putative COP9 signalosome subunit 2. Gene Ontology annotation, biological process: protein deneddylation. Lineage: Eukaryota; Fungi; Ascomycota; Xylonomycetes; Xylonales; Xylonaceae. The transcript has 6 exons. Gene Ontology annotation, cellular component: COP9 signalosome. The coding region runs from base 1 to 1515 and encodes 504 amino acids. The record is from RefSeq and is a predicted model, not a curated record.